Molecule: messenger RNA, 3766 nt
Organism: Asterias rubens (European starfish)
Lineage: Eukaryota; Metazoa; Echinodermata; Asteroidea; Forcipulatida; Asteriidae
Product: tRNA-splicing ligase RtcB homolog
Exons: 13
Coding region: 203-1726 (507 amino acids)
Biological process (GO): tRNA splicing, via endonucleolytic cleavage and ligation
Cellular component (GO): tRNA-splicing ligase complex; nucleus
Molecular function (GO): RNA ligase (ATP) activity
Source: RefSeq, a predicted model, not a curated record
UGCAUGUGUCAGAAUGUGGUGCAACAUAAAACAAAAACAACACAAUAGUUAUCUUUUGCUAACAUAAGAUCUUACUGAUUGUUUGGUGCACUUGGUAUUUUCAACAAAGGAGGCAUAAAAUAAAGUGUUUUAAUUUACAAUUGAAGUAACAAACUUUGAAGGAGCUGAGGAAGAGUCAAGAGUGACGUGAUAACAGAAUAAGAUGGCAGGCGUACGGACGUACACCCAGGAGUUGGAGUAUCUUCAUCAGCUUUCCCCAAACAUAUGGCAGAUCAAGAAAGGAUUUGUUCCAAACAUGAAGGUUGAGGGAAGAUUUUAUGUCAACAGUAACUUGGAGAAGCUGAUGUUUGAAGAGCUGAGGAACUCUUGUGCCAACAAAGCCAUGGGUGGUUUUUUACCAGGAGUAAAGCAGAUCGCCAACGUUGCAGCCCUACCGGGUAUAGUUGGCUACUCAGUGGGCCUACCGGACCUCCAUUCUGGCUAUGGAUUUGCAAUAGGUAACAUGGCUGCAUUCGACAUGUCAGAUCCAAAUGCUGUUGUCUCGCCAGGGGGUGUAGGCUUUGAUAUCAACUGCGGCGUGAGACUCUUAAGAACAAAUCUAGAAGAGAAAGAUGUUCAACCGGUAAAAGAACAGCUAGCUCAAGCAAUGUUUGAUCACAUACCAGUGGGGGUAGGGUCAAAAGGUGUAAUACCAAUGGGAGCCAGAGAUCUUGAAGAAGCCUUGGAGAUGGGAAUGGACUGGUCUCUAAGAGAAGGUUAUGCCUGGGCCGAGGACAAGGAACAUUGUGAGGAGUACGGGAGAAUGCUCCAAGCUGACCCCAGUAAGGUCAGCUCCCGUGCAAAGAAAAGAGGGCUCCCUCAGCUGGGGACGCUCGGUGCGGGCAAUCACUACGCGGAAAUACAGGUUGUGGAUGAGAUAUACAACGAGCAUGCCUCCAAGAAGAUGGGAAUCGAUCACGUAGGACAGGUGUGUGUGAUGAUACACAGUGGCAGUCGAGGAUUAGGUCACCAGGUCGCGACCGAUGCUCUUGUUGCCAUGGAGAAAGCCAUGAAGAGAGACAAGAUUGACGUCAACGACCGUCAGCUAGCAUGUGCUAGAAUUCAUUCACCUGAGGGUCAAGACUACCUGAAGGGAAUGGCGGCAGCGGCAAACUAUGCUUGGGUCAACAGAACGAGCAUGACGUUCCUCACUAGACAGGCAUUUGCCAAGCAGUUCAAAGAAACACCGGAUGAACUGGACAUGCAUGUCAUUUAUGACGUAUCACACAACAUCGCUAAGGUGGAGGAGCACAUCUUAGACGGAAAGCAGAAGACGCUUCUUGUCCAUCGUAAGGGAUCAACGAGAGCCUUCCCUCCACAUCACCCUCUCAUCCCUGUGGAUUAUCAGAUGACUGGCCAACCCGUUCUGAUCGGGGGUACCAUGGGAACCUGUAGCUACGUGCUGACUGGAACAGAAAACGGAAUGAAAGAGACAUUCGGGACAACGUGCCAUGGAGCUGGACGUGCCUGGUCUCGGUCUAAAUCACGACGUAAUCUUGACUACCAUCAAGUGUUGAGCAAACUUCAGUCUCAAGGAAUCUCUAUCAGGGUGGCAUCACCAAAGCUCGUCAUGGAAGAGGCACCCGAGUCCUACAAAAAUGUCACUGAUGUCGUAGACACUUGUCACGCAGCGAACAUAAGCAAGAGGGCAAUUAAGCUCAGACCCAUCGCAGUUAUCAAAGGAUAGACCUUGACUGGAGACUUUUGCAAUGAUGCUUCCAUAUUGGUCUUGUUCCCUGUGUGCAACAAUGACAUAUCAAUGCUUAUCAUCUACAAAAUUGGGGGCAGACUAUUUCCAUUUUGAAGGAAGAAGAACGCUGAGCACGACUUUCAGUAUGUGCCCUGCUUUACGUGGACGCUGUGUAUCAAUUAACUAUCGAUACUACACGACACAAAUGUAAAGCACAUUGAUUGCAGUUGAAACUGUCAAUAUUUGUUUAACUUAGUGGUCCGUCUACGUGACAGUAGCUAAAUGGCAAGAGUUGCCACAAACACUUGUGACGUGAUAUUACUUUACUAAACAUGCGCAAAAAUACAAUAUAAUAAACUGGGCAACAUGUGUUUAUAAAGUCAGGCAUGAUAUUCCAACUGAUGUUAAAUUUUCCUGAGUUUUUUUUUCCCCAGAAAAAUCAGCAAAAUUGGUAUUACUCACACACUCACUCAGUCAACCCAAAUUGUCCAUUGCUGCACGUUAGAGACGGGUAUUAAAUAGCCUGUAAAAUCUGUUAAAGGCAACGGACACUAUUGGUAAUUACUCAAAAUAAUUGUUAGCAAAAAAAAACUUACUUGGUAUCGAGCAAUGGAGAGUUGUUGAUAAUGUAAAACAUUGUGAGAGACGGUUUCUUCUUUAGUAACCUAGUUUUUUACAUAUUUUUACUUUUUUUGCUAAUAUCAAUGUGGUCUCACAACUGAUGUCUCAUGACUCAUUCAGUGUUGUCAAGGUUCACUAGGUUACUCCAUGGGGCAAAAAUAAUAUGGCUGUGUUAUGUUUUACUUUAGGCAAGAGAAUUCCUCAUACUUACAAGAGAGUUUCUCGUACUUUCUUUGUAAAUUAUUGUACAGAUGUUAAGGCCUGAGAAGUGCUGGAAUUAACUCGGGAAAAGGGAAAGUUCUAAGGAAUCUGUUUUGUUUUCGUUUUCAUUUCUGGGUUUUUUUAAAUUUGGGGUUGAACAAGGAAAAUUUACUAGAGUGGGACUCAAACCAAAAGACCUUUUGGAGUACCGAGUCGGCAUUCUACCAACUGAGCUAUCUUGUUUUUGUUUCGUUACUUUGUUUUUUUCGGGCACUAUUUAGUGCUGUUUUAGCAUGAUGGUCUCCUUUGGUAGGCAUCAUUUCAAACUUGUUCUCAUUAUAUUUUGUUAACAUUAUUUGUUCUCGUCAGAUUUUGAACAACCAAUUAUGAUUUAUUUUUUCCAAUUAAAAAUUUUUCUUAAACUCCUUGAGCCUUUCAAAUUAUUUUGAACAGGUAAAGCAGUCACCUUAUUCCUAAACCUCAUAUUUCUUUGAAUAAGGUGUUUGAUGUCGCCACCACUUGGCGGAAACCAUUAGACACACAUGCAUGACAUGUUAGAUUGUGCCACAAUUAUUUUAAAGAAAUUUUACCACAUUUUCAGACUGAAUGCUAUGUUUAUUUACUUCUAAAGUUUAAAAAUACUGUCCGCACAAUAUUAUAACAUUGCUUGCUACUGAGUCACAGUGUGACUUUAUAGAGUGAAGAUGAAAGACUUUAAGUCAAUAAACUGUAUCUUUAGUACAUUUAUGAAAUGAAAAUAGAUUAUAUAAGACUGGGCAGCCAAAGCCAUUUGACAAAAAAUUAAUGUUGAAGACAUCUCACCCCUGUGUAGUUUCUGGUCAGAACCAGUUUCCUUUCUUUAGUUAUUUUGUUUGACAACCAGGGCUCAAAUUAAGUACAGAGCUGUGAAAGUAAAAGUACAUAACAAUUUUGGCUGGUAAUCUGUUUCUGCUAAGCAGUACUAUUCUGCGCUUUGCAAGUGUUUGCCUACAUGCAGGUAGUUUUGUUUUUAGUGAAGAUAUAAAAACAGAUUACAGGCUGAUAUUUAUUUCAAAUGCAAAUCUACCCUUAAUUGUGUUUUCUUGUAAAAUAUUUUGUUAAUUUGUAUUUCACAAUAAUUAAAACAAAAGUGAUGUUAAGAAAAACAAGUGAUUUGUUCUUUCCAAUCAUGUAUUUCUUAAAAAAUUAAUAAAUAAAUGCUGAAUAAUGUUCAGU